Messenger RNA from Aaosphaeria arxii CBS 175.79, 570 nucleotides. RefSeq lists its product as uncharacterized. Bases 51 to 347 code for a protein of 98 amino acids. NCBI's taxonomy places the organism in Eukaryota, Fungi, Ascomycota, Dothideomycetes, Pleosporales. The record is from RefSeq and is a predicted model, not a curated record. The transcript has a single exon.
CACGAAAUUCCCAAUCUACAAAGCCAACUCUACACACCACUGUUCCAAACAUGAACAACCAAUCCAAUUACAAGAAAAACUCCACACACCGCUUCCAAGCCAACGUCUCACUCGACGUGUCCCUCAACUACAGCUUCGGAUUCACCAACGCCGCGGAAUCCAGCACCGAAUCCACCACAAACACCGCAUCAAAGCCUAAAGCAAAGCUAGCGCCCAUGUCGAAAUGUCACGUCUGUCAGUGGGAGUCAAGGGCGAUGGUCUGUCUGGGGUGCGGUCACGAUAGGUUGAAGUGUGAAGUUUGCACCGGGACGAAGGGGGGAAAGGAGGAGGAAAAGAAGUCAGGGUGAAGGGUUGUUGAGUUUGGGGGAGGCAUGGUUGGGGGAAAGAGAUGCUUGGAAGUGGUGUGGUCGUCAGGACGGUGUUUGCAUGCUACGCGGCCAAGCGGUCAUGCGAAUGUCGUAUUGCCAUUUCUCGCGCACUAUUUUCUUGCUCUGGGAACCGGGAAGAGAGUGUCUACAGCUUGCUCUUGCCUUCAGCCUUGAUACGCGCAUGGUAUCGGUCCCUCAUCUC